This is a messenger RNA of Aethina tumida (small hive beetle), 1844 nucleotides long. Its product is annotated as folylpolyglutamate synthase, mitochondrial. The record is from RefSeq and is a predicted model, not a curated record. Gene Ontology annotation, cellular component: cytosol; cytoplasm; mitochondrion. Gene Ontology annotation, biological process: tetrahydrofolylpolyglutamate biosynthetic process. The transcript is spliced from 9 exons. Gene Ontology annotation, molecular function: tetrahydrofolylpolyglutamate synthase activity; ATP binding. NCBI's taxonomy places the organism in Eukaryota, Metazoa, Arthropoda, Insecta, Coleoptera, Nitidulidae. Bases 187 to 1659 code for a protein of 490 amino acids.
UGUCUUUUAAAUUAAAUUAAUAUUUUUUAAGGAACAUUUUAGAAGUUGCUGAAGCAGUUACAGCUUCUUAAGUAGUUACAAUGUUGACACUCAAGGACGUUAAUGUCUAACCUCACGUUUCAAAUUCCAAAUAACCGAUAUGUUCAAUGAUUCGACGUGCCAAUAACCAAUAAUUAAAGUGAUCUAAUGUUGUGCAAGAGCUUCACCAGAACAGUUUCUUUGUUUUCAGUUAAAAAAACCGUGUCCGAGAAGAUGACAACGAACAUUCAGCAAGAAUACGAGGCGGCCGUAAGUAAGUUGAAUUCGUUACAAAGUAACGCCCAUUACAUUCAGGAGUAUGGCAAAAAGUCCAAAGAGACACAGCACAGGCAUCAUUCUGCUUUAGAAACCAGGAAGUUUUUAGAAAGAUCUGGUAUGUCAUUAGAUAAGUUAGAUAACUUAUCUGUAAUUCAUGUGGCGGGGACCAAAGGAAAGGGCACCACUUGUGCAUUUUCCGAAAGCAUUUUGCGACAUCAUGGCUACAAAACUGGCUUCUUUUCCUCACCUCAUUUACUGGAAGUGAGGGAGAGGAUUCGAAUUAAUGGCAGGCCAAUAGAGAAACAAGACUUCGUCAAGUUCUUUUGGAAAAUCUACAACACACUUAAUGACAAUAAAAGCCAUGAAAAUGACAUGCCACUUUAUUUUGGUUUCAUGACAGUCAUGGCAUUUCACGUGUUUGUGGAAAAGAAAGUAGAUGUAGCAAUCAUAGAAGUUGGAAUUGGAGGUGCAUAUGAUUGUACUAAUGCCCUAAGAAAAACAGACGUUGCAGGCAUUACAUCUUUGGGUAUUGACCACACCACCUUAUUGGGGGACACCAUAGAGUCAAUAGCUUGGAAUAAAGCAGGUAUUAUGAAAAGUGGGUGUAAAACUUUUACAGUACCACAAGUAGACAGUGCCAUGAAGGUAUUAAAGGAAGAAAGUGCCAAAAAACAGAGUCAACUUGAAGUAGUCAACGUGAAUUACAGCCUCAAUGAAAGCCUCUACCCUUCAGAUAUUAUUAACUUAAAUGCUAAUUUGGCUUUGGCUCUCUGUAAAUCUUGGAUUGAAAAUUCGGGUAAUAACAACGGUAAGCGAUUUUCUUUGGAAUUGGCCAUAAUAGGUGUUGAAACGUGCACUUGGCCAGGCCGUUUCGAAAUGCGAAAGAGGAAUAAAAUUUGUUAUUUUUUGGAUGGAGCUCACACAAUGGAAAGUAUUAAUGUGUGCAACAAAUGGUUUAGUGAGAAAACCAAAAACUCGAAAAAAAAGAAAGCUUUAAUGUUUAAUCUCACAGGGGAAAGAGACUCAGAGACAAUUCUCAAGGAGUUGCACAAGCAACAGUUCGAUUUGGUGGCUUUUGUUCCAAAUCAAUCAAUAAGUGACAGCAAAUCAGAUAAUAUAUCUUACCUUCAUACCACAGAUAAACAACUUAAGAGAUGCGAAGAACACAUGAUGGUGUGGUUGAAGCUGAACGAAAACGAACUGAACACUUCCACAGUGAAAGUUUUUACUUCAGUAUUGAACUCCAUUGAAUAUUUAGAAGGAACGAAGCAGGAAUACGAUUUGUUGGUGACUGGGUCUUUACAUCUCAUUGGAGCUGUCUUGGGUGUUCUUGAUCCUAAUUUGAGGGGAACAUUAAGUUAAUUGUCCACUAUUGAAUAAGUACAGAUUUAUGUACUUAAUUAAAGGCAAUAGUGACUGUAAUUGAUGUUGAAUCAUGACAAAUUAUCAAACAUUUCAUUAGUUGUUAGUAUUGAAAAGAAUUUUAAGUUUUAAAACUUUUUGGGAACAUACUUAACAGUAUACAUUCGUUAAUAAAUACGUUUUUU